Messenger RNA from Lactuca saligna, 480 nucleotides. The record is from the annotation of a GenBank genome assembly. NCBI's taxonomy places the organism in Eukaryota, Viridiplantae, Streptophyta, Magnoliopsida, Asterales, Asteraceae.
AUGGCAAACGAAUCCACUGAAUUAGGGAAAGUCGUCGACUACAAAGACUGGCAGAUAUCAUUAUCACGAAGAUUCCAAGCCUUAAAGUUAUGGAUGGUGCUAAUGAGCUAUGGGACGACUGCUUUGUGGGAAUACAUAAGAAAGCAUGUGAAAAUGGCCAAGGAUAUUGAAGGCCUUGUCAACAUGGACGCUAGGUUUGAGAUUAUGGUGCCACGAUACUUUUCUAUGGUUUGUUUUAGAGUUUCUCCAUAUGCUAUUAGUCAGCACCGUGACAACGACCAUAAAGCAAAUGAAUUGAACCAGAUGUUAUUGGAAUUGGUGAAUGCAACCGGGCGAUUUUACAUGACGCAUUCUGUGGUUGGAGGAGUUUAUAUUAUCCGAUUUUAUGUGGGGGCAGGUCUCACCGAAGACAGACAUGUAAAUAUGGCUUGGAGUUGGUGCAAGGUGAAGCAACUUCCCUUCUCGGUGAACCAAGACUAG